Monoraphidium neglectum is the source of this 1041-nucleotide messenger RNA. Its product is annotated as H+-transporting ATPase. Gene Ontology annotation, biological process: proton transmembrane transport; regulation of intracellular pH. The record is from RefSeq and is a predicted model, not a curated record. Gene Ontology annotation, cellular component: plasma membrane. The transcript is spliced from 5 exons. Bases 1 to 1041 code for a protein of 346 amino acids. Lineage: Eukaryota; Viridiplantae; Chlorophyta; Chlorophyceae; Sphaeropleales; Selenastraceae. Gene Ontology annotation, molecular function: P-type proton-exporting transporter activity.
AUGCCGGUGCUCUUUCUGAUGCUCAUCACCGUGCUCAACGACGGCACCCUCAUCACCGUGGCCUACGACAACGUCAACCCCAGCAAGGUCCCCGAGAAGUGGCACCUCAAGGCGCUCUGGGCCGUCUCGACCGUGCUGUCCAUCACCGCGCUGCUGUCGUCCCUUCUGCUGCUGUGGGCCGCACUCGACUCCUGGAACCCCCACGGCCUCUUCCACAAGCUGGGCCUGCCCGGGAUGCAGUUUGACCAGAUCGUCACCAUGAUCUACCUCAAGGUCUCCCUGUCCGACUUCCUGACCCUCUUCAGCGCCCGCACCCACAACGGCUUCUUCUGGACCUCCGUCCCCAGCUGGAUGCUGCUCACGGGGGCCACCAUCUCAAUGGGCAUCUCCACCCUCAUUGCCUGCAUGUGGCCGCCGGGCGUGGCCACGUUCUGGACCGACGGGAUCCCCUGCCGCGGCCUGGCGCUGGGGGAGUACAAGCUCUGGGCCCUGUGGGUGUGGAUCUACUGCAUUGUCUGGUGGUGGAUCCAGGACCUCUGCAAGGUGGGCGCCUACUGGGUCAUCCGCCGCUACAACCUGUUCGGCGUCAACACCGCCACCCUGGUCAACAUGCGCGACAAGACCACAUUCGGCGACAAGGACUCCCUGGCGCGCAUGUCGGCCGGCAUGGUCGAGGGGAAGCUGCUGGAGAAGCAGGUCGAGCGGGCCGCCGACACCGUCGCCCGCGUCGCGCGCGCCUCCAACGACCCCGCCAUCCGCCGCGCCAGCCAGGGCAUCGACGUCGUCCGUACCAGCGUUCGCGUCGCGCGCGACAGCCUCGGCGCCACGACUGGCGCGGCCAAGGACCCGGAGACCGGCGCGGCCACCAGUGCGGCCGCGAGCCUCGGGCGCAUGCAGGCGACGGUGGCCCAGAUUGAGAGGGCGCUGGAGGCGGCGCCCCCCGCGGAGCGCGAGCUGAUCCAGAUUCAGCUCGACGCGGUCCGCGCGACCGCGGAGCGCCUGGCCGCAAUCGACCGGCAGAUGCGCGCGGAGCGGCGCUGA